Messenger RNA from Oryza brachyantha (malo sina), 2121 nucleotides. Its product is annotated as formin-like protein 1. Bases 201 to 1352 code for a protein of 383 amino acids. The record is from RefSeq and is a predicted model, not a curated record. The transcript has a single exon. NCBI's taxonomy places the organism in Eukaryota, Viridiplantae, Streptophyta, Magnoliopsida, Poales, Poaceae.
CUCUGAAACAAAGCAGUGGAUCCAUCGAUGGACACCUCCUCCGAGACACGCAACGCACGCACACGUCGCCCGUACAUCUAGCUAGCUCCCUCCCUCUAGCCUAGUACUAGCCUCCUCUAUUUUGUUCUCUUCCGCCGCGUCCUCCACGACUCCGCCUCCACCACUCGCCGCCGUCGCCGCCGCUGCCGCUGUGUGCGACGAUGGCCUCUGCCGCGGCGUCGCGACCCCCGCCGCCUCCGCCGCCGCCGCCCGCUGCGGGGGUGGGGGCGCAGUGGCUUAGCCCCAGGGUGUCGUUCAGCCUUGACGACGCGGGGGGUGGUGGUGGGGGUGGGGGUGGGGGGAGAGGGGAGGUGGCGGGGAAGGGGAGCGCCGACUUCGAGUUCCUCCUCGCGGCGGGGUGCUCCGCGGUGUCGAUGCUCCCCGCGGACGAGCUCUUCUCCGGCGGGAAGCUCGUGCCGCUCCGCCUCCCUGCUGCGGUGACGUCCGCGCCGGUGGGUGGCGAGGGGGUGGGGCUGUCGAAGACGGCGACGGGGACGGGGGUGGUGAGUCCGUCGGUGGAGGUGGGGACGGCGAGGGUGGAGGUGGCGGAGGCGGCUGCAGUGGCGCCGGUGGUGGUGGUGGAGGCUAAGAUCCCGGCGAGGCGGUGGCGGGAUCUCCUCCGGCUGAGGAAGCAGCAGGCGUCGUCGCCGUCUGCGGCGGCGGCGACGUCGUCCGAGCCCAAGCCGCUCCGUCGUCUCCUCCGCCGCGGGCCCAAGCCGCCGGAGCCGGAGCCCUCGCUCAGCCUCCCGCUCCUCCGCGAGUCGGCCGCCGGCGAGCCGGACACCAAACACGACAAACCGGAGAAGCCUUCACCGGCGCCCGCGUCCACCCCGACGCCGACCACGACGCCGCCAUCGCCAUCCCCGCCCCAGCAACUACCCCCCAAGAUCCGCCUCUCCCCGACGCAAGCCACUGCACCCCCGCCGCCUCCUCCACCUCCCCCACCACCCGCCGUCGCGGCCGACAGCCCGCGCCUCAACGCCGCCGGCAAGGUCGUCUUCAACGGGCUCGGCCGCAGCUCCAGCAGCCCGAGCAGCCUCGCCGGCGGCCGCCGCCACCGCAACGGCGGCGGGAGCAUCGAGCGGUCGUACUCGGCGCACGUCCGCGUCGCCCCCGUCCUCAACGUCCCCGUCUGCUCCCUCCGCGGCUCCCGCAAGUCCGUCUCCGUCUUCGGCAUCGACCGCCUCUUCUCCCCCUCCUCCACCUCCACCUCCUCCUCCUCCUCCGCCGCCGCCUCCAAGAAAGGCAAGCUGGCCAAGAAAGACGUAACCACCACCACCACCGCCGCCGCCAUGGCCGCCGCACCUCAGUAACUUCCUACCACCACCGCCAUGACAAAAUCACAAUUCACCAUCAUUGCUGAGAGCUUCCUCUUCUUCUUCCUCCUCAUUUUCUAUUAAUCUUUUUUUUGGUGUGUGAAUGCUGCUGCUUAAUUAUGCUAAUGAUUAAUUAAGCAAGCUCUCUCUCUACUACUACUUCUACCAGUAAAUCAGUAAUCACCUCUUCCAAUUCUACUGUUUCUUGCAGACAACUUAAUAGUACUACAGCUACUACUACUACUUUGCAUGUAAAUACAAGUGAGUGAGCGAGCUAGCGAUUCUGAUUAAUCAAAUUAACUUCUCCAUGUUCUUCUAUGGUUUUCUCAACACUUUUUCUUGUACUACUGUACACUCAUCUACUGAACUGUGAGUACAAAUGCAUGGAUGGUGAUGAACUCAUUCACUUGCACAGCUGCAUCGGAAUUCGGAGCCCAAAGCAUUGUGCUUGACUCUGCUUCUGCUUGUGCCUGAGAAAAUAAGUUGCAGUACUACUAGCAAACUGGGAAAGCUUCGAGCUAUGCAUGCAUGCUCGAGCAAAGUACCGGCAGCAAGAGUGUCAGUCAGAUACUCGGGUUUGUUUUGUGCUGCUGCUACUGUACUACCCCUCCUCCAUGGAAGUAUGGAACGCACGCAGUAGCUGCAGCAUUUGUAGCUUUGUUUUGUGUAGUAGUACCAAACGCCACAUUUUACGGCAUCUCCCCUCUCACACUGUCGGGAAGACGUUGGCAGCUUCACACAUUGCACAAUUUGUUUCAGAAAUCAU